This is a messenger RNA of Giardia duodenalis, 744 nucleotides long. RefSeq lists its product as uncharacterized. Bases 1 to 744 code for a protein of 247 amino acids. The transcript has a single exon. Lineage: Eukaryota; Fornicata; Diplomonadida; Hexamitidae. The record is from RefSeq and is a predicted model, not a curated record.
AUGAGCAGGAACACCUUCAUGAAGAAAUUGGCCGACAAGAUAAACUACAAGGCCGACGACAAUGAGAUUUAUGAGAAACGAUUGGCCUUGGCACAGUUGCUGGAGGAGUUUGGUUCGCUGCCAAUGCUUGUUGUAAGUGGAUUUUUGCAAAAGAGUAUCGGUGGGAUGUUUUUCAAUGGAACGGUCGCCUUUGUCGGCAUCGUUAUGGCGUGGAUCUUGCCGGCCAACGCCUUGUUUGAUGCUUUUCUUUUUCUUUCAAUAUUCACGCUUUUGAAGAUCGUGUUUUCGGCGGCUGCAGUUGAUAAAGCGAUCGAUGACAUGCUAAAGAAUGUCAAGAAUAGAGAGAUUAUUUACGAAAAACUCCUGAAGAGUAUGGCCAAGCACGCAGUCUGUACCCGUACCGCCUUCGAGACCCUCGGAGCUCAGAACCAACUUAUGCUUAUGAUAGUACUAACCUUUUUCGCCUUCUUUAUCCCCCUGCCCGUCUUCGCCACCAUCGGCCUUCUGCUCGUCGCAUUAUUCCCCGUUUAUAACAUAAUCUCGAAACAGGAGGCAGAACGAUUCCUGGCCUCACCACCGGUCUCUCCACGUGUGCGAACAAACCACCCUAUUCGCGGUGGGGUUCCCGACUCUCUUGUCAAUUCCCUGCGUAAUGAUCAAGCAGCUAAUGAUGCAGGGUCUCAACUGGUCACAUCUCUCAUCCCGCCGCCACCACCACCACCGCCAGCUAAGCUUGGUGAAUAA